CUCACCAAAAGCACACAACUCUUGCAUGACCAGUUUUAAUAGUUGAAAAAGCUAAGAGCCCUACUAGUAUCGCAAAGAGAAAAGUUAUAGAUAGCAAUGGCAAAGCUCCUAAGCAUAAUGUUGGUCCUUGCCAUUGUAGCAGUAACCGUAUUUGCUGACGAAUGCGAGAAGGACCGAAUAGACAUGAAACGGGAGUGUCGGCGGUACCAUACAUGGCCAGCUGAGCCAAAACUCAUCCCAUCAGAGGCGUGUUGCGCCGUGUGGCAGAGAGCAAAUGUCCCUUGCCUUUGCAAAGAUGUCAACAAGGAUAAAAUGAAGGUAUUAUGCAUGGAUAAGGUUGUGUUUGUCGCCAAGUAUUGCAAGAGGCCAUUCACGCCUGGAUCCAAGUGUGGAAUCUAUACCAUUCCUAAUCAUGCUUGAUGCUGUCUGGAUACUACAAGGAGAAACAAUGGAUUUAGUUCAUUUUUUCUGCGUUCACUAUAACUUCCUUCUAAGAUCGAGAAUGUGUGGCUUGGGCUGAGAAAUGUUUGUGCUGAACAAACUUUGUAAAAAUAAUUUGAAAUUAUAAUAAUAUUUUCUCCUCUUAUGCCA
Messenger RNA from Triticum dicoccoides, 591 nucleotides. RefSeq lists its product as uncharacterized. The record is from RefSeq and is a predicted model, not a curated record. The transcript is spliced from 2 exons. Lineage: Eukaryota; Viridiplantae; Streptophyta; Magnoliopsida; Poales; Poaceae. Bases 97 to 420 code for a protein of 107 amino acids.